AUGGCUUCUCACACUGGUCCAGUGUCCGGCGGGUUGGGGCUCCUUGACGUGAACCGCCGCAGACCUGCAACUCAAGAGGGGGAUCAGUCUGCACCUCAUGACAUGCUCGAAGAUGAGGGCCGCUUCCCAUCAAGCUCCGUCCUCAAACAGCCGUCCCUGCUCAGCGGCCCGGGUCGAGCGCAACAAAAUGGGCUUUCUACCCCAAGAAUCAUACCUCAAGAGGCGGAAGACUACUUGACAGCGAGACCGAUUGCCUUGUUGCAGCGUACCAAGAGCGAUCUUGGGCCCCGUCGCAAAGAGGCGCUUCCAAAGGUCACGGCAGCAGAAGACAAACUGGCCCAUAUUCGGCAUGGCUGGGAUGACGAGUACACGUCGAAUGAAUACCUGUCACUGUUACACUCGACAUUUUACAUGUACUACACUGAAAAGCGGCAUGAAAGCAACGGCUCGUUGUCGGAGGAAUCCAAGCAGUUCCCCAGUGUGGACUGGCGCAUGAAAGAUCGGAUGAAGACUGUUUCCGCAGCAUUAGCCAUCUGUCUCAAUAUCGGUGUGGACCCUCCUGAUGUGAUCAAGACGAACCCCACUGCAAAGCUCGAAGCAUGGGUUGACCCGACGGGAAGCAGUGGUGGUACGACCAAGACAAUGGAACAAAUCGGUAAACGCCUGCAGGAGCAAUACGAGUCGCUGAGUCUGCGGACGAGAUACAAGCAGUACCUGGAUCCCUCCAUUGACGAAACGAAACGAUUUUGCAUCUCAUUGCGUCGUAAUGCGAAGGACGAGAGGGUGCUUUUUCACUACAACGGCCAUGGCGUGCCACUGCCUACUCCUUCGGGGGAGAUUUGGGUCUUCAACAAGAACUACACUCAGUAUAUACCGGUGGGACUUUACGACUUGCAGGCGUGGCUAGGAGGUCCCAGUCUGUUUGUCUAUGAUGUCUCUCAUGCUGGAAACAUUGUGCACAACUUCGACACGUUCUUGGCCAAGCAUGAAAAGGAAAACGAGGAGCUCAAGAAACGAGAUCCGAACGCACCUAUUCAGAACUAUGGAGAUUGCAUCCAGUUGGCGGCCUGUGGGAGAACUGAGAUGUUGCCCACAAACCCAGAACUGCCUGCUGAUCUUUUCACGUGUUGCUUGACGACGCCGAUAGAUAUAGCCUUGAGAUACUUUGUGUUGCAAAAUCCGCUUCCCAACGGCCCUGUUGUCGAAGAUGGCAAAAUACCAGUCCCCGGCCGUCUACAGGAUAGACGGAGUCCUCUGGGGGAACUCAACUGGAUCUUUACAGCCAUCACUGACACGAUUGCCUGGAACAUCCUGCCGCGACAUUUGUUCAAGAAGCUUUUCCGUCAAGAUCUAAUGGUUGCGGCACUGUUCCGCAAUUUCUUGUUGAGCGAACGCAUCAUGAGGGCAAACCAUUGUCAUCCUAUCUCUUCGCCAGCACUGCCAGAAACACAUCGACACCCCCUCUGGCAAAGUUGGGACCUGGCCAUGGAGAUGGUGUUGGCGCAGCUCCCUAUGCUUCGUGAAGCCGAAGAAGGGAAACGCGUCUAUGAAUACCAACACUCGACAUUCUUUUCGGAGCAGCUCACAGCCUUUGAGGUGUAUCUUAGCUCCGGUCCCACCAAAGACCGUGCGCCUGACCAGCUGCCGAUCGUUCUGCAAGUCCUCCUUAGCCAAGUGCAUCGGCUGCGUGCUUUGAUUCUGCUUAGCAAAUUCCUGGACCUCGGACCGUGGGCUGUUCACCUGGCUUUGAGCAUUGGAAUCUUCCCUUAUGUAGUGAAGCUUCUCCAAGCAGCAUCGCUAGAGCUCAAGCCGGUGAUGGUCUUUAUCUGGGCUCGAAUCAUGGCAGUCGACUACACGGUACAGAAUGAUUUGCUCAAGGACAACGGCAUCCACUAUUUCAUUUCCAUCAUGAACCCGCGUUCAGACAUUCCCGUCGGCAAUGCCAGCGAGCAUCGAGCCAUGUGUGCCUUCAUCGUGGCCACUUUCUGCAAGAGAUAUCCUCCAGGCCAGACAGUCUGCCUGUUGCCUGAACUUUUCAAUGCCUGUUUGCUUAAUAUGGCAGAGCCUGAAAAUCCCUUGCUUCGACAAUGGUCUUGCUUGUGUCUCAGCAUGCUGUGGUGCGACUAUGCUGACGCGAAAUGGAUGGGUAUUCGUUGUAUGGCUCACGCCAGACUUUGUGAAUUGUCCCUUGAUCCCGUUCCAGAAGUUCGCGCGGCCAUGCUGCAUGCUCUUACCCACUUCCUCGGCAUCCCAGAUCUAACUGAUCAAGUGUCUCAGAUUGAGGAGGGAAUCGCCUCUUCUGUGCUUUUUAUGACGUCCGAUGGCAGCACAUUAGUGAGAAAGGAGCUGGUCGUCUUCCUGUCGCAUUUCGUGAAGCGGUACGAGAACAAGUUUAUCGUGGUUGCUUACGAGCAGCUCGUGGAGGAAAGAGACAGACACCCGUACAAGCAGUCCCAGCCAAGCGGCUUUGAAGCUGAUGAUUCUCUCAAGUGGGUGUCAAUCUCUGCAAACACGAUUUAUGGUUCGAUUUGGGUUCAAAUCUUGAUGUUGUCGGUCGAUCCACACCCAGAAAUUGCUCGGAAUGCUUCAAUCAUUGUCGACCAUGUGCACGAUACAUUGAUUAACUCACCCAUGAGUCAUAUGGCCUUGGCCGUUAUUGACGACCUAUUGCGGUUCUCAAAGCGGGAAGAGUCCCAGGUUAAGAAAGUCCCGUCUCGGGACUCGCUCAGGGCGGUCGAAAAACAGCCCGGCACUCCUCCUCCCACAUUGAUAAAGCAGCAGAGCUAUCUGUCGCUCAGUCUGAAGAGGGCAGGCAGCUCACUUCGCAACCUCGCCUUUGGUGCGGGUUCUUCUCCUUCAGCCUCCUCCAAGGAAAACAGUCCUCAAACAUCUCCCACCAAAACGAGGGAGCUUGUUCAACCUGUCAAUACUCCUCGAAGUCGUCUCCCACCUGAGUGGAGCCGUCCACCAGAAACAUCCGAUGCGAGAAGCACCCCGGGAUCGUAUCAAUCUGCCGGUUUGCCUACUUCGGCGGGCUUCGUUUCUCUGGAUCCAAAAAAGCGACCUGCCUUUCCACUCCAGAGCGCUUUGCUAGAUUGGUCAACCGAAUACUUCCGCGAACCACAGAUGAGACCCAAUGACCCGGACGAGCCCGGAUCGGCCGACUACAAUUCGAGACUUUGGCGGCGCAACCGCAACGAAAAGAUCAUUGCUGACAAUCAGCCCCUGAAAGCCGUGGCGGGAAGCUCGAAAUGGACCCGCUACGAAGGGUUUCUUAACAACCAGAGUCAGCCAAUGAAGCUGACAUUCCAUCAGUUUGACAACCACCUUGCCGUCACUGAUGACAAAGAUACCGUCACUAUCUGGGACUUUCAGAAUAACGAACAACUGAGUCGAUUCAGCAAUGGAAAUCCUACGGGAAGCAGGAUCAACGAUGCCAAGUUCUUGAAUGAGGAUGACCAGCCUCUUUUGAUGGUGGGCAGUUCUGACGGGGUCCUCAAGGUGUAUCGGAACUAUCACAGUUCUACGGACGUCAAGGUGAUCACCGCAUUCAGGGCCUUGACAGAGCUAAUCCCUUCCAACAAGAAUGCCGGAUUGGUUUUUGACUGGCAACAAGGGCAAGGCAAAGCGCUCGUGGCAGGGGACGUUAAGGUUAUCAAAGUGUGGAAUGCCGCGACGGAACUUUGCGUGGGGGACAUUCCGGCACGCAGUUCUAGCUGCGUGACCAGCCUGACUAGUGAUCAGGUGGCAGGGCAGAUCUUCAUUGCGGGUUUUGGGGAUGGCGUGAUCCGUGUAUUCGACCAGCGGCUCAACCCUCGUACUGCGAUGGUCAAGCUCUGGCGCGAGCAUAGACAGUGGAUAACGAAUAUUCACAUGCAGCGUGGCGGCGUGCGAGAACUGAUUUCAGGAAGCAGGAAUGGUGAGGUGAAACUGUGGGAUCUGCGGAACGAUAAAGCCGUUCUGACGUUGAACGCAACCUCAUCGACUCCUUCGCCCUCGAAGCUCGAACAUGGCAGAGAUGGUUCAAGUACUUAUGGGAGUACCAGCUCGGCGGCAUCGCUGGCGGGAAGCUCGACGACCCUACUACGCAGCCUGUCCGUCCACGAACAUGCUCCUGUCUUUGCUGUCGGCACGGACAAACAUGAAGUGAAAUCGUUCAAUACAAACGGGGAUACUUUGGGUGUCUUUGAACCGUCAAGCAGCCGGAUGGCGCAUGUUGUCGGCGGCAGUCUUGCAGGCAGGAGCCAUCAGGCUCCAAUAGUGGCGGCGGCAUACCAUCCGCACCGCAUGUUGCUGGCAUGUGCAGCAUUGGGCGACGGGCACGUCAGUUUGGUGACUUACUGA
Fonsecaea multimorphosa CBS 102226 is the source of this 4344-nucleotide messenger RNA. RefSeq lists its product as uncharacterized. Gene Ontology annotation, cellular component: cytoplasm; TORC1 complex. Gene Ontology annotation, biological process: positive regulation of protein serine/threonine kinase activity; regulation of autophagy; cellular response to starvation. The transcript has a single exon. NCBI's taxonomy places the organism in Eukaryota, Fungi, Ascomycota, Eurotiomycetes, Chaetothyriales, Herpotrichiellaceae. Bases 1 to 4344 code for a protein of 1447 amino acids. Gene Ontology annotation, molecular function: protein-macromolecule adaptor activity; protein binding. The record is from RefSeq and is a predicted model, not a curated record.